AUGAAUCCACUUAAAGGGCCUGCAGGGCACAGGGGGAAGGAAGCUAGGCUUGUCAACCAAAAAAGAAAGGAAAGAGCGAAAGAGAGCCAAAAGAGGGAAGCAGACAAGCCAGAAUUGAAAUCCCUGAAACCGAACCGCCCAACCUCCAAUCCGGACCCGAGCACGCCAAGUAUUGAUUGGCGCAUUGACUACGAAGUACUUCAUAGUAGGUACCCUCCUGAACAAUCGUUCGAACCGAUUGCAACUCAUAAAUUGAAAGUCUGCCGAGGUACUGCUUAUCCUCCCCCUCUCAAGACCAGCAAUGUCGAAGAGGGGGUGAUCGUCUCGUCAGGCUCACGAACACACCAAAUUCAAUUAUUUGCAUGUGCCAUCGGAACUUGAGCAACCCUCCUACUUCCAUCCUGCAUAUUGACUGUGCGCCUGUCAGAUCCUAAUUUUGGGCCAUUGCUCU
Molecule: messenger RNA, 451 nt
Organism: Pyricularia oryzae 70-15
Lineage: Eukaryota; Fungi; Ascomycota; Sordariomycetes; Magnaporthales; Pyriculariaceae
Exons: 2
Coding region: 1-381 (126 amino acids)
Source: RefSeq, a predicted model, not a curated record